GAUGAACGUGUCCCUGUGAAAAACUCGUGUCGUUGCACAAUCUGAUUAAAAUUCUACUUAUCCAGUGCGUUAAAUAUAAUAAAAAUAGUGCAAAUAGAUAAUUUAAUAUCGUCUUUAAUCAUAUUAAUAUAUAAAAUGCAAUAAAACGCCCGAUUUUAUAUGAAAAAAAUGCUGUGAAAAAAAGCAUUAAGCAAAUUUGUCGUUCAUUGAUUUUUUUUUUUUUUUUGCUGUGUGGGGUGAAAUACAAUAUGGCGUGUUGGUGAUGUGUGUGCUACAUCGAAUGCAGAGCCCUCUGGGUUGCGCAUUUGUUGUUUCAGUUACGUUCAUUCGUCUCGCUUUUUGCUUUCGCCUAUUUGCUUGGAAUAGUUGUUGUUGUUGUUGGUUCGGUUCAAAUCGAGUUGACCAACACAGCGCGCGGAACUUUCGAAGUUCGGUUGAAUUUUUCCACUGUGAUACAACACCAGUAGCUAUCUCGCUCUAACUUGUGUUGUUUCAUAUUUAUUUAUUCGAAAUUGUGUAUGACAGAGGAAAAAAUCCUUCGAGGAUAAUACAACAACAACAAAAACAACAACAAAAAACAACCAAAACAUCAACAAAACCUGGAUUAAGGAUUACUACUAUCAAUUCUUCGUUUACAUACAAAAAUCGGCGGCAAAAUAAUAAACAACAACAACAACAACAAAACUGUUCCAUUCAAGAAAAAUUUGUUUGGAACAGUUCCGUCCUAUGCGGAGCUGAGCAAAAGGAAUUAAAUCUACACUGAAAAUAAUAAUUGGAAUAUAUAAAAUUUAAGUUUUUAAAUUUAAAAAUUAAAUUAAAAAAAAAAAGAAAAAAUACACAUAAAAGAUGUCGAAACUAUCGUUUCGGGCGAGAGCCCUUGAUCCAGCCAAACCAAUGCCAAUAUUUUUGGCUGAAGAAUUGCCCGAUUUGCCAGAAUAUUCGGCAAUUAAUCGGGCAGUUCCUCAAAUGCCAAGCGGAAUGGAAAAAGAAGAAGAAUCUGAACACCAUCUACAAAGGGCGAUAUGUACUGGUUUGAUUAUUCCCACGCCCGAGGUGUUUACAUGUGAUCAGGAUUUCUAUGACAGAAGCUAUCCUCCCAACUAUAAAAUGCCACGCCAGAUGAUUCAUAUGCAACCACUUGGUCUGGAACAGGAUAUUCCCGACUAUGAUAUGGACAGUGCAGAUGAAAUGUGGGUAAAUCAACAAAGUCGGCGAUUAGAAUUAACUCCAUUAAAAUUCGAACAAAUGAUGGAUCGCUUAGAGAAGAGUUCCGGCCAAACUGUGGUAACGCUUAAUGAAGCUAAAGCACUGCUCAAGCAGGACGAUGAAGUUAGCAUAGCAGUUUACGAUUACUGGUUGAAUAAGCGUUUAAAAACUCAACAUCCGUUGAUUUUGUCUGUGAAAACAGAAAAUCGACCUGGUACUUCGGCAAACAAUCCGUACUUAGCAUUUCGUCGACGCACUGAAAAGAUGCAAACACGAAAGAAUCGUAAAAAUGAUGAGACAUCUUAUGAAAAGAUGUUGAAGUUGAGGCGGGACUUGUGUCGAGCGACGACUGUACUUGAAAUGGUGAAGCGACGUGAAAAAACGAAACGAGAACAAUUGCAUUUAUCUAUUGAGAUCUUUGAGAAGCGGGUUCAGCUGCGUGACUUUAGUGGAAGCCUAAUGUCAGAGCUUAGUUCGACUAUCAAAAAUUCAAGGCCAGCAUUUGCACCAUUAUAUACAAAUCAAUACUCACAUAAUCCAUCAGCGUCGUCUACGAAUCCAGUUGGAGGUCUUUUGCCGUCGAAUACAGCAUCGACCAGUGGCGGUCAUAGUUAUACUUCGACGUCACAGUACCUGAAUACUGCGAGUCUAGCAGUUGAACCAGUCGGUGUUAGCAGUAGUGGUAGUCGUAAAGAAAAAAGACAAUAUAAAAAACGUAAACACAAAAUACCACGUGAAAAGCAGUAUUCCUUAGUUCAAAGCUCAUCACCUGCGCCAAUAGAAUCGACGAUCGAAACAGAAGAAGAGGAUCUCACAAAUAACCCAUUGGGUUCAGAAGGCGAAGAUGAAGGACAAUUUGCAUUUAGACGAAAUAAGAACUGCAAUUACCACCGGCCCCUUGAUACUUAUGGAAAUUGGCCAUGGGAAUCGAAGAAUGAUAAUGGCUUUGGCGAUAAGAAGUAUAGAUAUACCCUAACAUCCAUAAGGCAUCCUAGACCACGUUGUAUAGGAUUUGCACGACGUCGAUUGGGAAGAGGUGGACGUGUUAUUUUAGAUCGAGCCUCAACAAGUAUGGAUGAUAUUUGGUCUAAACUCGAUUAUACCAUAAUGGAAAGUAGCAGCUUACAAAAUCCCGCCGCAUGUCUAAACGCAAAUCCAGUCGUCGUCGCCGCCGCCGCUGCCGCCAAUCAACAACAACAAACUCAGAACUCUUCAAGAACCUGCCCAACAACUGAAAACAACGUCAAUGUCAAUGUCGAUUCCAUCGACUACGAUGAUGACGACGAUGAAAAUAUUUCUCGGGAUUCACUAUAUGUGACAGCAUUUGUGAAACCGGUGCCAAUAAAACGUCCCAAACGCAAAUGGGAUUACAACAGUUUUCAUCCCAAACACAGAACAUCAAACAAUAAUAAUAACAGUGAAAACAACAAUAGUAUUAGCAACAUAACUAAUAGUCUCCUUAAUGAAGAUGCUAUCAAGCGUGAGAAGCUCAAUGACGCCGAAGACUCUUUCAAGUUUUCAACAACGUCAUCGUAUGCAGCAGCUAACGUUGAUCAGCAGCAACAGCAGCAUCAGCAACAGCAACCAACCACCUCGUCCAUAUACUCAGAGGUUGUAAGCGACAUAGUUAAAAAAGCACAGGUGCUGCCAACUGAUCGCAAAUUUAAUCCUAACGACAUAAGUAGUAGUAGUAGUUUUAAAUUUAGUUGUAAUAGUUUAAACGAACAAACUUACAAUAGCAUUAACAGAACUACAUCCAAUGUAAACAAUUACAUUAAUAACAAUAAUAACAACAACAAUGAUGGAAAGCCCAAUGUGAUAAGCAGUGCUGAUGUCCAAAUCAAGCAAGAAAUAAUCGACUCGGCCGAUCUAAAUAUUCUCGAUGAUGAGAAUGUUAAUUUGGCCCGAUUGAGUAGCUACAUAAAUGCCAAUCGAAAUAAUGCAGCGAAUCAGGCUCUAACCGAUGCCUUGAUCAAGGCCGAACCGGAUGACGAAAUGAGUGGUGUGACAAUUAAUAACAAUCAAUUGCCCAAGAGUCAGUUUACGGAAGCUAAAGACGUUCUGCGGCAUAGUAGUUUGAAGGAUUGCUUUGCCAUGAAUGAUCGACAAUUUCCGUUUCUUUUGGACUAUACGAGUGCACCACCUCCAUCGAGUAAACGAAUGGAGUUGUGCAACGAAAUUUUGAGUGAGAUAAGAAGAGAUUGGUUGCAUUUUCGACCGAAGACACCGACAGAAGAGUUGGAUGAUUUUAAUGAACCUAUAGCGCCUGCGGCGGCGACUACCGUCGAAGGUGGUGGCGAAGCACCAGCCACUAAACCAGCUGUUGGCUUUUCGGCUAUGACACCGAUUUCGAUUGAAAUGCAGCGUUUGAGUCGAUGUGCAAGUCCUCCAUCGGCGAUGUUUCAAGAAAACAACGGCAACAGUACUUCAGCGGGUUUGUGGGAAAGUGCUUCUGAUGAUGCACUUUUCGUCACAAAUCCCUUCACAUACACCGAUUUGGAGCCUGAUUCUCAGUUGCUUCCAUCAGUGUUUGCGGCCAACUAUCUUAGUAAAUCUGCUAACGAAAAUAAUCUCGAUAGCGAUGGACCUAAUGUUGGCAUAGAUUUGAAUCUAAGCGGUGAUAGUUUAGCUGACAUGAAUUUCUCCCUCGGUGAGGACGACAACGAAAAAAUGCUGGACAACAUUUUGCAAGAGUGCCAAAUAGACGACCUUAAGACGCUCAAUCAAACAACGACCUUUUGGAAUGGCAUUCUCGACGACGGCGGCGCUGGCUUGCUUGACUGUAUCGAAGAAAAGAAAUUGCCCAGUGAUGUGACGAACAAACUUGGAGAGGCGGGUGGUGAUGGUGCAGGCACUGAUAUCGCACUGGAAGAUGACAAGGAUGGCGUAAAGGCUGCGAUAAAUAAGUUUAAUAAUAGUAAUUUUGGUAGUUCGACAUUCUCCACGAUAAACGGUCUGAAGGAUGAGAUAUUCUUUAAAAAAGAAGAAAUCAAAGAGAAGCUACCGGAGGUCAAUAAAAUAGAGCCGCCUGAUGAAAUUUUAGCAUCGCCUCCACCUCCACCUGUUCCGUCGUCAUCAUCGACAACAGCAGCGGCAUUAUCUAUAGCACAACCACCCGCCCAUCAACAAAUUCAAAUAAUGCAGCAGCAAGGACUGCUGCCGACAUCUGAAUUUACUGGAAACACAUCUUUAGGUCAUUCAUCAGGUCAGAGGACUGCUUUAAGAGUUGUUCAACACCAUCAACAACAACAACAACAGCAGCAACAACAUCUCCUGCAACAAAAUUUGCAGCUUCAACAAAAGAAUCUAGUAACGCCGGCUGUUACACAGGGUGCCAUGGUCUCUCGUCCCCAUGUUCUUACAUCAAUGGCGGCUACAACCAAUCAUACCACCAUAUUUGCAACUCAACAAGACUCCAAUGCAAACGGUGGCGGUAGCGGUAGUAAUAUGCCACAGAAAAUCUAUCUUAAACAAAGCAACUGCAAUGUUGGUGGUGUUGUCAACACCAAUCAAGUUCCUAAUAAUGUUAAUCAACAACAGAAUGCAGUCAUAUUGGCCAAUGUGAAACUGGACAAUGAAAUAACAUGUGAUAAUCUGGGGAAUACUAUUAUUUCAAGUAAUGGCCCAAAUCAUAGUGGUGGUAGUGGUUUGGUCGAUGCAGGCGGAGGAGGGAGUUCGAGUGGCAAUGGAAAUAUGAUAAUGACCGAUAAUAUGAUGAGUCAUCAGACACCGAUGAUUGUGACGACUUCAAAACCACAACAGCAGCAACAACAACAGCAGCAACAACAACAAACACAGCAAAUAGUUUGGCGACACGUUGGCCAAGGUGGAUCUGGUAUUUUAUCAACUGAUGCAACUGCAAAUAAAAUUGUUUGGACAAGUCGACCAGCCGGACAAAAGAAACAAUUGAAUGGGCCAGAGGUGCUGGAUAAACUUUUACUGAGUCGCAAACUUUCACAGCGGAAGGUUCAAAUCGCUCAUCAACAACAACAACAGCAGCAGCAACAACAAUCCCAACAACAACAGUAUCAAGUUAUCAAAACUGAAGACGACACAAACUCUACAACAAUGGUUGAUGUCAACAAUCAAACAACACAAAAAACUCUUCCAACUGGAAAAGUAAUCAAAAUGUCUUCAUAUCCAGUUGUGGUCUCAGAAUUAAGUGUUCAACAGCAACAGAACUCUGCUGCAGUUGCAGCAAACCACAAUUACAGUUUGCAACCCUCAUCACAGCCUAUCACCAUGAUUAGCCAGCAUUCUAAUACCGGUGGAGUGGCUGGACCGAGUGCCAACAAACUGAUACUCAGUACAUCGGGUCCAUCGGGUAAUGUCACAAGUACUAGCAAUUUCACAAUUGCCACAUCGUCUGGUGGAGAUAUGCAAAAUAAAAUCCACUACAAAGAGAUUUCCAAUACGAAUCUCAAGUUGAAUUUUGUAUCAACUAGUUCAAUACAACAGGGUAAUAUUGUUGUCGACUCGAAGAAUACAAUAAGCGCGCAGCAAUUAAACAAUCAGCAGUUAAAAACAGCCCAACAACAACAACAGCAGCAACAACAGCAGCAACAACAACAGCAAAUACAACUGCAAAAAAUGAAACGCGAUCGAAUAGUAAACAUCAUUGGAGGCGAGACUCCCGACAACAAACGAGUCUUCUACACCAGCUUAUUGAAUCUAAAAUCCCUUCAGAAAAACAACUCUGGGCAAAUGCAAAUGCAGAUCUCACCCGGUAUGACUACAGUUCUGGGCAAACAACAACUACAGCGCAUUGCCAACAAUCCAGCUUUGUUUGCCAACAUGCGCGUUCCAAUAUCCAAUCAAGUUGUAAAUACCCAAACUGGGGCCUCUGUGUCGGUGGCUGGCACCACAACAGCAAUGUACACAACAUCUGCUUCGCCAAAGACCUCCUCCAAUGAGAUAUCAGUGAAAAUCAACAACAAUUCCAACGACAUGGCAACAACUUCGUCCAACAUGAAUGCAGGCUCAUCAGCGACAGGAAGCAACACAACCAACAACAACAAUAACAACAACAACAAUAACUCACUCUCGGCAGGCAUCAAUCUAAAUACAACCAAUAGGUGAGAAAAGGGGAGAUAACUAACGACUAUUCACUGCGUAUGCCCUGCGCUAGCUGCGGGUAUAUCUGCUAAACAACUCCAUAGAGGUUUAAAGCACUUGCUUCUUCUUAUCGCUGUCGAUGUUUUGUGCGCUAUUUAAAAAAAACAACAAAAAAUUUGUAAAAAAAAAACUGUUUGCCGGUUCUUGAUUUCAAAUGCUUUUCUCUUGCUUCAGUUUUUUCCAUUCAAACUGUGUAAAGUAUAAUAACAACAUUCUCGAGAAAUGUCAUAGGUCAUCAGUUUAAUAAAAUAUGCUGUCGCAUAUUUUAUAAUAAUUAUAGCAGCUCACUACCAACUUUAACAACAACCAGCAUCCGCAGCAAAUAUCCAUCCAUAAUUUCAGUUAGAAUUUCACACACUCAAAAAUACACGAAAAAAAUAUAUAAAAUACCGCCAGCAUUUCCAUUAAAAAAAUAUAUAUAAGGAAAUACCUGAAUAUAAUACGAAAACUUAAUUCGUUUUUAUUCAUUUAUUUUCUCUAAGACUGUCGUUGAUUAGAUUCAAAAUAAACAAAAAAAAAAAAUUAUAUAAAAAAACAAAAAAUCGAAAAAAAAUAACACAAACAAAAAAAAAAAAUAAAAUGUUCUUAUUUUAUUAUUUUGAAAGGAUUUUUUUUACAUAAACUAAACAAAAAUGUCAUAUAUACGUUCUUAGUUUUUAUGUUAGUAUUAAUUUAAUUUAAAAAACAAAAAAAAAAAUAAUUAAAAUUUAAAAUUAAACAAAAAAUAAAAAUAAAAAAAACUUAUUAAGAUCUUAUUUUCAAGAUCGACUUUUGUAAAUAGUAACCUAUAAUAUAAAUACAUAUAAAUAUAUAUAUAUAUAUUAAUAAUGAUAUACAUACAUAAAAAAAAGGAAGAAGAGAAAAAAAAAAACAAAAAAAUAAAUGAAUCAUAAUUAUGAAAGUAAUCAAAAUUUCAAUGUAUUAAUAAAUGAGAAGUACAUGCAAAUUGUUAUUUAAAAAAAAAAAACAAAGAAAAAUCUUAUUCGACAACUAAAAACAAGAAAAUUUUUAGAAGAAGACACAGUAACAGAGAAAGAGCUAAAAGAAAAAAAAGAGGGGGAAUAUACAUAAAAAUACACAUAAAAUAGAAAUAUUUAAAACCCGUUGUUCAGGAGUUUACAUUAACAUACUUCAUUAAAAAAAAAAAUAAUGCAUUUUUCAAAUAAAUGUUCUUCACCAAUUUUUAAAAAAAUAUCUACUCUUGCUCUACUUAUGUAUAAAAAUAAUAAAAAAAAAAACUUAAAUUUGAUCAAACGUAUUGCGCGGGGUAUUGAUAUUUAAAAAAAAAAAUUGGAAUGAGAAGAAGAUAUAGAGGAGAAGAUUUUUUAAAUCUCGUGUCGUUCAAAAGCUUUAUUGUAUAAAAAAUUAUAAAAUUAAAAAAAAAAAAACAAAACAAAAAAAGGAUAACAAUCAUAUAAUAUAAACUUAAUUGAACAUUCCUAGUGGAUUUGUAUUAAAAUUUUUUUCUUGUAUGUAAGAUAAAGGAUGAAGUAGAAAGAAAGUAGGAGGAGGGAGGGUGUUCUGUGAAAAAAAAAAUAUCUGUUCUGUCUUCUGUAUUGAAAAACUUUUUGUUAGGGUCUGGAAGAAAUUCGAUAAGGAAAUCAUUAAUUUAUUAUAUUACUUUGUUCAAAGAAAAGGGGCGUUUUAUGAAUUUUAUUUGUUGUUGUUUUUAUUUAUUUAUUUUUUUAAUUAUUGGAGCUAACUCUUUCUCUAGUGCAAAUGCAUUAUAUUGUUUCGGUUUUUUUUUGUGAUUAUUUUGUAAAAAAAAGGUUGGUAGAAGGGAAUAACAUGUGUGUAGGAGUUAAAAUAACAUUUUUAAAUUGCAAUUGAAGUUCAAAUUCAAAAUGAUUAGAAUAGAAAGUAGUCAAAGUGUAGAGAGCGAGAGUAAUGAAUUAUCAAUUAUCAAGUAUAUCUUUAGGCUGUUGUCCCCAAUAUAUUUGUUUGUAAUAUUAAAAUUUCAUAUAGCAUAAUUAUGCUAGCUCAAACUUAAAGAUUUCGCUCAAAAUUUUAUACGGUAUUGACUCUUUAUUGAAUCAACUGCAAUCAAGCAACAAACAAGUUGAUUAUCAGAAUUUAGAUUCUUUGUUAAUAUUUUAAAGCACUUAUUAGAAGGUUUUUUUUUUUUAUUUUUAAUUAGAUUUUGAAUCAAGUAUACUAAAUGUCAGCUUUAAGAUAAAAGAAUUUCGUAAAAACCAUGGGGCACAUGAAAGAUGAAAUUAUCGCAAUUAUAAAUGUCUCCGAAUCUUCGUUGUGAGAAUUUUCUAGUUUUUUUUUGCUUGUUCAAUUACACAGAUGCCACGAAAAGGUUCUUUCAGAAAGUGCCAGCAGACUUGGUAUAUUAUUCAUCAUGGCGAGGUCUUUGCAAGUUGCUUUCAACAAUUUAAUAGAGCUUAUUAAUAUCUGGAGUUUUCGAGUAAAAUAAUUGCAUAACCCCAGAUAUCGUUUGGUGAAAAUUGUCCUUAUUUCUCUGUACAGAUAGAGACUUAAAAGUUUCGCUCUGAACUUUUGGUCACUUUUAGGGAAAUUUGGCUGUCAACAAAAAAAAAACUGAAGAAUCCCAGUCAGGCCCAAUAAAAAAUAAAAAUCAGGCUAUUAACCGGAAAGUCAAGGACUCACUUGAAUUGAUGCCUGUUAGCGUAGAGCAAAGAAACCGCUUGAGUCAAAGCUUUGCUUAGAUAUGAACUUGUGCUUUCGGUGUCAACUUCAAUGAUAGGGCUAGUUGUAGGAUUUCUCAAAGCAAAUACUUCGGGUUUUAGCCUCAAAUGGUGAUUUUUAUGUGUAUUGAAGAAAAUUCAAAACGAUAUUGGAUUUUCUUCAUUAAUAUAAACAGGGAUUGGAAGUUUCGACCUGAUUGAAGUACAGGCGAGAUCAAGUGCAUGUAAAAUAAGCAUGAUGAUUGCAUUACUGAUUGUUGUUUACAUUUUUGCAAAUAAAGAGAAAGAAUGUAAAAAUAGAAGCAGAUAAGUCUGAAAAAGGUCUAUUUCGUCACAAGUAAGUAACUUUGUCGGAGGAAAAAUUAAAUCAUCGAUGAUUUUCGUGAGUGUUUUUCAAAAAAAAUAAAAAGCAAAUCGAUUUGUUUCAGUUGUAAGCUGUGUCUUAAAGAUUGGUUGUUUGAUAAUAAUAUUUUAUGAAAAGAUUAUGGUUGAAACUACUUCGUUAUCGUUCAAAUGCGAUUAUGCAUAACGAUGAUCGUUUUAUUUCAACAAUAACCAUUAAUCUUUACGAAUGUCAUUUGUCUAUCGUUUGACUUUCGUUUAGGUGUCAUAAUAUUUUAUUGCCGGUAGAAAAAAUGUUUGGUUUGGCCAAACGACUUGCUCGUUUUACACAAUCGCUCUUUGUCCAGGCUAUCGCUUACUUGCCGUUCGUUUCGUAUUAUUUAAUAGACCUCCAGAAGCAACGUGAAGAUGAGAGUUUUCUUCAGAACAUCCUUGGUUCUUGAUGAAAGGGUCUUAGGUCCACAUUAUGAAUAGCGAGCGAAUCGUACUUUCGACAAAUUGCGAUGGUUUAAAUAAGCGAAUAUUUGCUAUCGUAAAAGUUGAUUUAUUCAUGCGAGUCAUGUUUUCAUACGUUUCGUUAAGUCCUACGAGAUGAAACCAAAGUCUCAUUUCCCAUAAUCAAAAAUUCCCCAUGGCCAAAUACAGUCAAAUCCCUCUAAAUCUAACUACAUUUCAAUAAAUUCGUUUUAUAAGGAGUAUUUAUUAAUUCCUUUUAUUUUAUGGUGGAAAAUGUAACACAGCGUCCCAACGUUAAAAAAAUGUGAGAAUGUCGUAUCGGACUUUAAGUCAUUUUAAUAUCGAUAACUAUACAUAUAGGGGCCAGGCAGGUGGAAGGAAUGAGAUAAGCUAUGGUAAUACAUAGUUGAAUUGGUGAUCAAAGUCUUUAAUAUGUAAUAAUUGAAUUGAGAGUAGUUAAGCGAUCGCUGAACCUAGAGUUAAUGUUUAAAAAUCAACUUUCAUCUUAGUCGAUUUCAGUGAAGGGGACUGAAUGAAUUCCGAAAGAUCUUUUUGAUAACUGCUAAAAAAUUAAUUGUGGAUUUUUUCUAUUGUUUGUCUAAUUUCAAUAGAAUAAGUGGUCAAUAAAAGAAACCUUUGAGCAAAAAAGCUGCUGUUUCUUUUUAUUUUGUUCUAAACGUCUCGGAAUCUAUAGGUCAAUCGAAUAUUGAUCAUUUUAAAUUUGAAAUCAAAUAUUUUAAAAUCUUCCAUUAAUCCCGCUUGUCUCUAAAAUUGUAUAAAGGAUUUCAUAUUUGGGAGGUGCGUGCAGUCAAAAUGGAUUUCCUUUGAACAAAAUAUUUAUAAAUUCCAACACUUUGCCUACAAAACUUUUCAAAACAAUUAAUAAAUUUAUUAAAAUACUAACGUGAAAAACGGGUAAUAACGCUGAAGGUUUUAUUUAACUUAAACACCAUUUGUGUGUCCCAUUUGAAUGAACUGCAAAAGUUUAGAAAUAAUCUAAGUUGGUAGGAAUACCUUCGAAACAGCCUCCAUUUUAAAGAAAUAAUCAGCAAAAUUUGAACACAAUAAUAUCUAUUACUUAAUUUUUCGAAUAAAAUAAGUUUAAUCCAAGUAAUUUAAUACCUUAAAAAAUAAAUAACAUCAAUUCGACAAGGUUAUAAGAAUGAGAGAAUUUCUUAAAAAAAGAAUUGUUUUUGUGUAAUAUGAAUUGUAGAUAGAACUAAUAAUAAUAAUGAAUAAUGCCACUUUCUUAUUUAUGAAUAAAUAAAGUAAAAGAUACAUACCUACCUUUUUUAUUAUAAUGAUGACAUCCUUAUAAAAAUAAUAAAUAAUUAAAUGUACUUUUUUUAUCAGGCUCAUAAAUAAAAUUCAAGAAUGAAAAAAAGUAACUAAACAUGUGAUUCUUAUAAACAAAAUAUUAAUUUUAAACAAAAAAAAAAAAAUAAACAUUUCUUAUCAGGACAAUAGAAAACAUUUUCAUUUAAAAUUAUUUGUUAAUAAUUAUAUUAUUCGAAAAUAGUAAAAACUUUUUCUUUUUAAACUUGUUUUCUAGUUUUAAAAAAAGCAAAAAAUAAUAAUUUGUUUCUUAUCGCACCUCGAAAGUUGGUAAGGAGAGAAACGAUAUGCAUUAAAAAAUCUCCUUAAUUUUGAAUUUAAAAAUAAAAAAAAAAAAAUUAAAAUUUUUAAAAACUGCAGCUUUUUCAGAGUCAAGACUGUCGUAUACCAACAGAGAGCGAAAUUUAAAUAAAAUAUAAAUAAAAUUUUAAAUAAAUUAAAAAAAA
This is a messenger RNA of Episyrphus balteatus (marmalade hoverfly), 11554 nucleotides long. RefSeq names its product homeobox protein 5 (gene E(Pc)). Gene Ontology annotation, biological process: regulation of transcription by RNA polymerase II. The transcript has 11 exons. The record is from RefSeq and is a predicted model, not a curated record. Gene Ontology annotation, cellular component: piccolo histone acetyltransferase complex. The coding region runs from base 847 to 6285 and encodes 1812 amino acids. Lineage: Eukaryota; Metazoa; Arthropoda; Insecta; Diptera; Syrphidae.